Synchytrium microbalum is the source of this 1992-nucleotide messenger RNA. RefSeq lists its product as uncharacterized. Lineage: Eukaryota; Fungi; Chytridiomycota; Chytridiomycetes; Synchytriales; Synchytriaceae. The transcript has 12 exons. Gene Ontology annotation, cellular component: nucleus. The record is from RefSeq and is a predicted model, not a curated record. Bases 1 to 1992 code for a protein of 663 amino acids. Gene Ontology annotation, molecular function: ATP binding; RNA helicase activity; RNA binding.
AUGAAAAAUCAAGAAACUACAACUAUUACAACAUCAUCAACGGAACCAGCUCAACCAUCAACAUCGUCUCCUCCUGCGUCUUCUCCUCCACACGCCAAAGACGACACAUCAACACCCAAAGAUCCUCAACGUGAGGAUAACGGUGUAGACGACACGACGAUCGCCCAAGCAGCUACUGGAUACUAUAAAACGCAUUCUUGCACAUCACAGAACGCUGCUGCUACUCCACAAGCCGAACCAGAGACAUCAACACGACGAGAACAUGAUGUUGAUGAGGGUAUAGAUGAUACAAACCUUGCUCAAUCAACUGCUGGAGGUGAUAUCACUGCUCCGAUGGCGUCAGAGAAAGAAAAUGGUAACGAUGAUGGACCUGUCUUGGCUGAUGUCCCUCAUCGUACAUGGGCAGCUGAUGUAAGGCAAUGGAUGGAAUGUGUACCUGAUGCAGCACUUGAGAAGGAGCUUUUCAACAGUGUUCGUGUCAAAUCGGGUUUCAACUUCAAAGAGUACACCACCAUCGAUGUCAGGAUCAAGGGUGAUGAUUUCCCAGACAAGAUUGACACUUUCGCCGGAAUCAAACUACAUCCUCAAAUGGUUGCAAACCUGAAACUUUGCGAUUAUGAAGAACCAACUCCCAUUCAAAAGUAUGCAUUGCCAAUCAUCAAUGCUCGUCGUGACCUUUUGGCUUGUGCUCAGACUGGAAGUGGGAAAACCGCUGCUUACUUGGUACCUAUCACCAACAAGCUGUUGUUGAAGGGCCAAAAGAAAAUGGAUUCAGGCCCCAUAAGUCAACUUGGGCUUAGGUACCCUAUUCCAGCUCCACUCGCUCUCAUACUUUCUCCAACCCGUGAACUGGCAGUACAAAUCUUUCAAGAAGCACGCAAGUUUGCUUACGACACCUGGGUUCGUCCAGCUGUAGCAUAUGGUGGAGCAGGCACAAAUCCCUUGUUGGACCCCAUGCGCAAAUAUGGUUGUGAUGUCUUGGUGGCUACUCCAGGACGACUUGCUGACUUUGUCUCGCGUGGUGUUAUCACAAUGCAAAAGGUCAGAUUCUUGGUUAUUGAUGAGGCUGAUCGAAUGAUGGAGUCUCAAUUUCUUGACGGAGCUUUGCGCUUCAUUGUCAAAGAAUCUAGCAUGCCUGAAGCAGACCUGACUACCUGCAUGUGCAGUGCAACCUUCCCAGUGGAUUUACGAAGGAUGGCCAAACAAUUCUUGGUCGAUCCAUUGUUGGUCACUGUUGGGGCGGUUGGAAAGGUUCCUUCUGACAUUGAGCAAAUGAUUCAAUAUGCAGAAGAUGGAGAGAAGCGUGAAACCUUGAUGUCCUUGUUUGAGGAAGAAAUGGAUGGAUUGGCUCUAAUCUUUGUUGCUACCAAGAUGGGAGCUGAUUCCUUGGACGAUUGGCUUUACAAACAAGGAGUGCCAAUCACAUCCAUUCACUCUGGUCGCACACAAGAAGAACGUGAAGACUCGAUUGCUGCUUUUCGCAAGAAUAAGUGUCCAUUGAUGAUUGCUACUGAUAUUGCAGCUCGUGGUUGGGAUAUACCAAACGUCACUCGAGUCAUCAACUUUGAUAUGCCAAACAGCAUUGAUGAUUACAUUCAUCGUAUUGGACGAACUGCUCGAGUUGGAAACAAGGGCACGGCAAUAUCCUUCUACAACAAUAAGGACGCCCAACUCGCUCCAGACCUCGUCCGAAUCCUCAAAUCAUGCAACCAACCAAUCCCAGACUUUUUGGCCGAAGAAGUACCCAUGGAUGACGAAGGCGAAGAAGGAGCCGAAUCUCCUGUUGAUGAACUCAAACUUGAAGAUUUCGAGGAACCUCCUCCUGCAGAUAAUAAUGCAACUUGGAGUGGAUUUCGAGAUCCUCCAGCAAAGGAUGCUGCCGCUGCUGCUGAUGGUGACGGAGGAAAAACUGGUGGAAGUGCUUGGGAUGCAGGAUCUACUGCUUAUGCUGCACCUCAAGACUUAGUUUGGAAUGGAGGAUCUGAAUUUUGA